Ornithorhynchus anatinus (platypus) is the source of this 2322-nucleotide messenger RNA. It is a transcript of the gene SHISA8, whose product is annotated as shisa family member 8. The coding region runs from base 132 to 1370 and encodes 412 amino acids. Gene Ontology annotation, biological process: regulation of short-term neuronal synaptic plasticity; regulation of AMPA receptor activity. Gene Ontology annotation, cellular component: AMPA glutamate receptor complex; dendritic spine membrane; postsynaptic density. Lineage: Eukaryota; Metazoa; Chordata; Mammalia; Monotremata; Ornithorhynchidae. The transcript is spliced from 4 exons. The record is from RefSeq and is a predicted model, not a curated record.
GCGGCCGGUCCUGCCCCCGGCAGCGGGCCCCGGGGUUGGGGGAGGGUGCCCGGGCCGUCCGCGGCCGGCAUGAGGUGGUGACCUUCCCGGGGGUUCCCCCCCACCCCCGGCCCCGGCCCGGGCCCGGCCGGAUGGAGCGGGGCGGCCUCUGGGGCCUCUGCUGCCUGGUCCUGCUGGCCCCGGGCCGGGGGGCUCGGGUCGCCCCCGGGGAGGCCGGGGAGGUCAAGGACGAGGACCCCCGGGCGGAGGCCGGGCCGACCGAGGCCUCGUUGCCGCCCCCCACGGAGGCGUCGGCCGGCGGCGACCGCUGCCGGGGCUACUACGACGUGAUGGGCCAGUGGGACCCCCCGUUCAACUGCAGCUCGGGGGCCUAUCACUACUGCUGCGGCACCUGCGGCUACCGCUUCUGCUGCCAGGACCGGCCGCGACGCCUGGACCAGGCCCGCUGCUCCAACUACAACAGCCCCGGCUGGACGCCCACCGGCAGGCCCCCCGCCCGCCCGGACGACACCCCCGGCCACCCCGCCCGGGACAAGACCAACGUCGUCGUCGUCUACGUCGUCUGCGGCGCCGUGGCCGUCUUGAUGCUGGCCGCCGUCCUCGCCAAGCUGGGCCUCGAGCGGGGCCGGGGCCCCCGGACCGAGAUGACCGUGGCCAGGACCCUCACUGACCUCCUGAAGCAGCCUGGUUCGGGCUCCCCGGACCCCCCGGCCGGCCCUCAGCGGAGCAGCGUGCAGGUGCAGAUGGGCGAGGGGCUGCCCAGGGGCUCCCCGCGGAGCGGCACAGACAAGCCACACCUGAACAGCGCCGGCCUGGGCACCGGCCACGUGCCCCAGCUCGGGCUGGCGCACCCUCACGCCGGCCGGCUACAUGUGGGCAGCAGCAUGACCCUGCAGGCGUCCGGCUACGCCAAGUAUGCCACCCUCAAGGCCGUGGAGAGCGCACCCGAGGAGUUCUACAAGCGCUUCCCGGCGGCGGACCUGCCCCCGGCGGGCACCCUGUCCUUUCCUCCCCGGCACCCCAAGGACCUGCCCACGCUGUUGGACGGCUGCCCCUGGAGGGGGGAGACCACCCCCGGCUCCAGAGUCAAGGGCGGGAGGACCAGCGCCCAGCCCCCGCCGCCCUCCAACCCCGCCUACGGGGGCUGGGAGCAGAGUCGCCCCCGACUGCACGGCCAUGCCCCCCGCCCUCACCACGCCCAUCACCCCCACCCCCACCACCCCUCCCCGGACCCCCGGCCACACGGCUACGUCCCCCAGAGGCAGGUCAGCGUGGAGAAGCUGCCCGAGGCCUUCGGCCAGCCGACGCCACACUACGGCGUUCCCCGACGGCACCUCUCCACCAACAGCAAGACGGAAGUCACCGUGUGAGCCGGGUCGGGGGGGGGGCCUGCCGACCCCCGUUAUCCUCUGUCGCUCCCCUCGUCACCCCGGGCCCCUCCCCACUGUCACGAGAGCAGUGGGAAACGGGGAGCGGGAUGCGGGAGCGGGGCCGCAGGCCGGGCCGUCGAGGCUUCAAACUGACCGCGGGGGCCGCUGGGUCCGGUGGCGGGGUGACGGCCUCCCAUUGGCAAACGGGAAUCCGGAGGGGGCGGCGGACCCCCCCCCAUCUCCCCCCGGCCCGGGGACCACCCUCUGGGACCUAGCCAGGCUGGCGCAGAGGCUCCGGCCCGGCUUUGCCGCCGGGGCCCGCAGCCGGUAGAGCCCCCGAGCCGGGGUGGAGUUGGGGGGGACCGAAAAUUGCCUCUCCUGCCGCAUGUCGAAGAUCCCUUCCCUGCCCUCCACCCCCCGCCCCCCACCAGAGAUAUGGACCACCUCCUUUUCCUGUGGCAGCAGCUGCGGGGGGGCUCCGCGCAGCUCUGGGAGUCGGGGGGAGGGAGAGAGAACGAGCCAGGGAGCUGCCGUGGAGCCGGGCUGGGACCGCAGUUAGGACCGUUUUUCUGGGGAAAGGACUGGGCCUCCCCCUCCCCUCUCGGCCCCUCCGUGCCCCCUCCCCAGUCUGUGCUCCCUCCACACUACUGCCCCUCCACCUGACUGUUCCCCCUCCCCAGCAGGGUGGGAAAGAACAGGCACUUUCUUUCCUCUAUCAAAGCCGGAUUAAGGCCCUUGGAAGCGGGGAGAGAAGGGGGGGAAUGGGGGGUGGGGGGGAAAUCUCACCUGAAGGGCUAUGGGCGGGGCCAAGGAGCCAAGGGCAGGGAGCUGUGCCCAUCUGGCCCUGCCCCCUGUAUCGAUGCCUUCCCUCCCCCCAAAUAAACACGCCCCAGCCCUCUUCCCCCACAAGCUGGGGGUCCGGCGAGGAGCGGGCUCUGGUUAUUUCACUGGC